This is a messenger RNA of Neospora caninum, 1167 nucleotides long. RefSeq lists its product as hypothetical. Lineage: Eukaryota; Apicomplexa; Conoidasida; Eucoccidiorida; Sarcocystidae. The coding region runs from base 1 to 1167 and encodes 388 amino acids. The transcript has 3 exons. The record is from RefSeq and is a predicted model, not a curated record.
AUGGAGGUUGUUGUGGCGGUGAGGCAAUUGGAGGCGUUUUUGCUCCCCGUUCGCCGUCAUGUUUUGGGGGGGUUUUCAUUUUUCGUGGCGGUUGCCUUGGCAUCGGCCUUACGGACAGCCGCCGACAUUGGGCAGCAUCAUGGCCAGGGUUUCUCGGGGCCGUUUCUCAUGACGAUCCCGGGCGGCAGCUGGGGACUCGAACAGGGGGCCUGCUUUGUUGGAAGAGCUAGGAAUCUCGUUGUUACCCCCCUUCCCCGUCCCCCAUACCCCAGUCCUCAGCCCCUCGAUGUCACUACCGUAGGAACUGCUCUGUGCAGGUGGCUCGACAGCAAGUACGCCGCACAUCAGGCGUUAAAAACCGCGUGGGAGAAGCGUCACCAAGAAGAGAACGGGGAAAUCCACUAUAUCCCGCCUUCCGACAGGCACGCGUACAACCUGUUCGACCACUUGGCGUCCGCUUUUACGAUGUUUACGGGAACCUUGCCCCAGGAAGUCUUCUUUUUGUUGGCCCCUGCGCCUACAUUCAACAUGCCGAUAGAGACAACUCAAUCCGAUGUUACCCAAGUAGCAGCUGUUGCAAUCCACAAAGCAGCAGCCAGCAAGAUGUUGCAGCGGCAACAUAUCCCCACCAUUAUGCCGGCGUUCCCUGCAUGGGCGGUUCCUUUCAUGUUCGGAGACAAGGCCUUCACAUUUCAUGUGAAACGUGCGGAUUUUUGGGUGCGCGGAUUCGAUUGCAUGCUCGGCAGUCGCCUGGUUGUUCGCUGGAGUCGCGUCGACGUCAGUGUAUGCGAUUAUAUGGCUGCAAAAUCCAACGCUAAGAAAGCGGCAGCGGACUUGGCCGCAGCCGUUAUCAGUACCGUGCGUCUCCGGGUCGUUGGCAUGGACUUCUUUCAGUAUGCAGCACCACUUUUCAGCGCAGAUAUGUUCGACGAAAUCACUAAUCAAGUCUCACUAAUCCCGAUAAGAAUGUAUUUAACUACAGACCCCCAGCUCACGCACGAAUACGAAACCGCGAGAAGUAUCAGUACGGCGAUCCAAGUAGGCCAAGCUGGGGCAGCUCUUGUUCAAAAUUUCGUACAUCGUGCUAGAGAGGCGAAGCCGCAAGGCGAGCACCCACAUGGAACGGCACCAGGGAUGCGAGGUUCUACAAACGCCGGUCCCCGCUGA